AUGGAGCACCUUUCCUUACAUGAUGGAAACUCCUCAUCCUCUCACAGUUCAUUCAACUCGGAGCUCCUGUCUCGGACUGGCUAUACAAUACUGUCCGUUAUCAUGGGUGUGUUUUCCGUGUCUGGAAUCUUCCUCAAUGUCUUAGUGAUUGUGGUGACAGUGAGACACAGACAGCUGAGGCAGCCACUCAGUUACGCUUUGGUAAAUCUGGCCAUAUGUGACCUGGGCUGUGCUGUAUUUGGAGGUCUACCCACCACAGUAACCAGUGCCAUGGGAUACUUCAGCCUGGGACGCAUAGGCUGUGUUUUAGAGGGCUUUGCUGUCUCCUUUUUUGGUAUAUCAAGUCUGUGUACCAUCGCAAUAAUCUCUGUAGAACGCUACAUAGUGGUGUGCUAUCCCCAGGGGGCUAUCCUGUUCCAGACAAGACAUGCUGUUGCCGGAGUGGUGCUGUCCUGGCUGUGGUCGUUUUUGUGGAACACUCCACCUCUGUUUGGCUGGGGAAGUUUUGAGCUUGAGGGGGUCAAAACCUCCUGCGCCCCUAACUGGUACAGCCGGGACAUCGGGAACAUGUCCUACAUCAUCUUAUACUUUUUGCUGUGCUUUGCUGUGCCAUUCACGGUCAUCGUAGUAUCUUACUCAAGACUGUUGUGGACCCUCAGGCAGGUGACCAAGCUGCAGAUAUGUGAGGCUGGAAGCACAAAUCGUGUGGAGAUGCAGGUAGCACGUAUGAUAGUGGUGAUGGUGUUGGCUUUUCUAGUGACCUGGCUUCCAUAUGCUGGCAUGGCCCUUGCUGUCAUCAUGGACUCCAGUUUAUAUAUUAACCCCAUCAUCGCUACCAUACCAGUUUACUUGGCUAAGAGCAGCACUGUCUACAACCCUCUCAUAUAUAUUUUCAUGAACAGACAGUUUCGGGGAUACGCUGUUCCCACUGUCCUGUGUGGAAGGAACCCGUGGGAAACCGAUUCACAAGUUACUGAGGACGAGACCACAGUUUCUUCUCUCAACAAGAUCGCAAGAGUCUCACCCAAACAAUCUUUGAAAGAUUAA
Eleginops maclovinus (Patagonian blennie) is the source of this 1047-nucleotide messenger RNA. RefSeq names its product parapinopsin a (gene parapinopsina). Gene Ontology annotation, biological process: G protein-coupled receptor signaling pathway; visual perception; cellular response to light stimulus. The transcript is spliced from 5 exons. The record is from RefSeq and is a predicted model, not a curated record. The coding region runs from base 1 to 1047 and encodes 348 amino acids. NCBI's taxonomy places the organism in Eukaryota, Metazoa, Chordata, Actinopteri, Perciformes, Eleginopidae. Gene Ontology annotation, molecular function: G protein-coupled photoreceptor activity. Gene Ontology annotation, cellular component: plasma membrane; photoreceptor outer segment.